Messenger RNA from Aphanomyces invadans, 2011 nucleotides. RefSeq names its product TKL/DRK protein kinase. The record is from RefSeq and is a predicted model, not a curated record. Bases 381 to 1958 code for a protein of 525 amino acids. The transcript is spliced from 9 exons. Gene Ontology annotation, molecular function: ATP binding; protein kinase activity. Lineage: Eukaryota; Oomycota; Saprolegniomycetes; Saprolegniales; Verrucalvaceae. Gene Ontology annotation, biological process: protein phosphorylation.
ACGAGAUCCACCUCGAGCACACGACCCCAGCAGCCGGACUGGCAUGUCGUUGCCAAGGUCAAGUAGCCCGCAGCGAACGAAAGGGCAUGGCAUCUAAGCCCUGAUGGGAUUUGUUGUGACAUUGUGCGGGCGGCAGCUGGUGUGCGCAGGUUAAGCCACCCAGGGCUCCUCCGACCCGUGGUGCCAGCAUCUCCUGCAUUCUUUCAACAAUGCACCGGCUCAAUUCGCAUACGAGUCUGUCCAUGCUUAGAUGCUAGCAGUGCACUGUCGAAACGAAACAUGAAGUCGUUUUGGGGCUUAAAAUAGCAGCCGACCGUGCUUCGAUUCUGCCGCAGCCGAGCGGAGCACCCACGGCAAAAGUCUGUGCAGGCAGACCGGCCAUGGGCGUCGUGUAUGUGCACUCAGAGGCUCACUGCGCGUCGUCGACGUGCUUGCUGGUGGACAUGUGGCUCUUGGUUGGGCUCGUGUUCACCGUCAUCGUCGGCUACAUUCUCGUCCUUUUUGCACGGAGGUGCAUCGCCAACUUCCUGAGGCGGCGACACAAGGUCGAAGUGGACCUGACAAGCCGCAACAACGAGAGCAUGAUUCGAAAAGACGUUGACCAGGCCCAGAUUCAGAGCCGCAAGAACACAGCCAAGUCGGGCCACCAGUUUCUGGAGGCCCGCAACGGGAUUGCCAGCUUUUUAGGAAAGAAGAAGCGGAAAAUGACGACCAAGACACUGCGCGCUGAAGACAUGUUCCAACAGCCAACGUACGAGGAGAAAGCAGUCAUGGCGGUCGCACCAUCCGAUAUGCGUGUGAAGCAAGAAGAGGACAAGUUGCGCAAACUCACCACCAUGCGACGCGUGAGCAUGACGGCGCAGUCGAACGUGAGCUUCAAGGUCGCAGACAACGUCUUCGCAUCCGUGUACGAAGUCAAGCUGCCCGAAGUGCACUUGGUCAAGCAGUUGGCGAUCGGUCCUUUCUCCGAAGUGUACGCGGGAGUGUGGCGUGGGACCAAGGUCGGGGUCAAGCUGCUCAUGCCCAAAGAAACGUACCAGGAGGGCGUCGCGGAAGCCGUCAAGAACUUUCGGCGAGAGAUUUGGGUCAUGAGCCGACUCGACCACCCGAACGUUCUCCAGCUCAUCGGGGCCAGCUUGACGUCGAGCUGCUACGUCUUGAUCAUGGAGUACAUGGCGAAUGGGUCGCUCUACGAGUACCUGCGCGACGCCAAGAACAUCGUUCCACUCCAGUUGAUUUUACACAGCGCACAAGAUAUUGUCCGCGGCAUGCUACACGUUCACGACCAUGACAUCCUGCAGCGGGAUUUGAAAACCAAGAACCUCCUCGUAUCCGACCACUUGGUCGUGAAAGUAUCGGACUUUGGGCUGUCCCGUUAUAAGGACAAGAUGUACGGCGAAUACACGUUUGUCGGGACCCCGUUUUGGGCUGCUCCUGAAGUCAUCCGGCACGAUAACUACACGGAAAAGGCCGACGUUUACAGCUUUGGAGUGGUUUUGUGGGAGCUCAUCGAGCGGACGGACCCGUAUGUUGGCAUGAAUCCGCUGCAAGUUCCGCUCUUGGUGUGCCAGGAGGGCCUUCGGCCGUCGCCGUUUCGAAACCCGGCGCCAGAGACCUACGUGGCUCUCAUGAAAGAGUGCUGGGAUGGUGACAUGGACAAGCGGCCGAGCUUUUCAGACAUUUACCAGCGGCUGCAUGCAAUCUCGGUGCAGUACCAGCAGCAAACAGACGUCGUUGUGGCGCCCCUGGCGACCGAAAAACUGAGCGACUUGGCCGCUCACGUCAACCACGCGAGGCGGCGAGCGAGUGUUGUGGGGAAGCACGACUUUGAGUGCUCCCACGAGGCAAUGAUCAAGAAGAUUCCGAUCAAGCAAAGCCGAUCCAAGACCGGCAGUACCCUUGUCACGGCCGACCAGAUUAAAGUGCUGCGGAGUAUGUACAAGGGCAGCAAACGGUAGAAUGCAGCAACCAUACAAUAGAACCACGUAGCCUUCACUCGUAUGGUCGGCGG